Messenger RNA from Sebastes umbrosus (honeycomb rockfish), 2835 nucleotides. Its product is annotated as probable G-protein coupled receptor. Gene Ontology annotation, biological process: G protein-coupled receptor signaling pathway. NCBI's taxonomy places the organism in Eukaryota, Metazoa, Chordata, Actinopteri, Perciformes, Sebastidae. The record is from RefSeq and is a predicted model, not a curated record. Gene Ontology annotation, molecular function: G protein-coupled receptor activity. The transcript has 2 exons. The coding region runs from base 936 to 2207 and encodes 423 amino acids. Gene Ontology annotation, cellular component: plasma membrane; endosome; signaling receptor complex.
GCCCCAGUUUGGGAACCAGUGAAGUACUGUAAGAUCUAAUUGGGAGUUUUGUUUUCCCAGCAGCCAACAGAUGUCAGCGCUGAGCUCUGUUUCAUGCUCUUCUGCUGGCAAUGAUCAACUCUCAAAAACUGUUUUGAAAUGAAGUUUACUAUCCCUUGAAAAAAAAAAAAAGAUCAAGAAAUAAGAUGAACACCAUUAAAAGCAAAGAACAUACUAUAUGUUCAUUGGUGAAUGGACUGAACAAAUCCAGCCAACACUUCUGUGUGUGUGUGUGUAAUCUCUCAGAAGCUGAGAGGAGAAUAGAGGGACAUUUGUAAAGACAGGCAUAGAGGACAGUGUGUGACAGUCACUGCCACAUACUGACUGAUGAAACAGUGUGUGUGUGUGUGUGGGACAUGGUUAAUGUCAGCGGGAGUCAGUUUGAUAGAGUCAUCUUGUCUUGAAAGAUGGGAUUUGAACACUCACCAACUGCUGGCUCCUCCCCCGUCCUCUGGCUCAACCAGCUGUGCUGUCUCAGUGGACGCUGAGCACAUCACCUCUCUGUCAGUGUCAGCUCUCCCCGGGGUCCUCUACUAAGACUCCUAUGUCUCUAUCUUUCCAUGGAAAUCAACCAUUUUUUUUCACAGUUUUUUGCCUUUAGCUCCUGAUAGAUCUCCGUAAGGACGACAAGAACUCUUUUACAAACCUGAAAAAACAACACCUGAACACUGAGUUUGAUGCUUUUAAAAGGAUUCAGAGAAGAGUCAUCACCAUGAUUUGGAAAUACUCAACUUUACAAAACUCAGAGAAAACUUGUUUUGAGGAGCUACAGAUAUUUUUCAAAAUGUAAAAGUUGUUGGGAUGAUGUCUGAAGGAUUCUCCGGCCUCAUUACUGAACAAUGGGGGAGUCUGGAAUACAGAUGUGUACUUUCACUUUGAAACCUUUACUAUGAAUCAUGGAGGAAAACAGUUCACUUCUGAACCCAGAGUACAAUGACAGCACCACCUCUUGGGCCCCGAUGCCCUCAGUUCCCAGCAGACACCUGGGCACCCUCCCAAACCCGCUGACACGCUUCAAGGACCUGACAGGGAUGUUUUUCAUGGUGACCCUGAAUGUCCUGGCGCUUCUAGCCAACACCGCUGUGCUUGUUGUUGUCAUAAAAGCCCCUCAUCUCAGGAAAUUUGCCUUUGUGUGCCACCUUUGUGCGGUGGACCUGCUGUGCGCCAUCGUGCUCAUGCCUCUUGAGAUCGUGUCCAGCUCUCCGUACUUUGCCGGCAUGGUGUUCACCGUGCCGGAGUGUCAGGUCUACGUCUUCCUCAAUGUAAUCCUCAUAGCCUCCUCAAUCUUCACCAUCACGGCCAUCAGUGUGGAGCGUUACUACUACAUCGUCCACCCCAUGCGCUACGAGGUCAAGAUGACGCUGAAGCUGACCGCGGCCGUGAUAGUGAUGGUGUGGGUGGCUUCUGCCGUGCUGGGGCUGUCCACCGUGUUCGGGUGGCCGUCCUACGGCAGCCGGAGCUCCAUCAGUGCCGCGCACUGCUCGCUGCACUGGAGCCACAGCGACCACAGACGAAUCUUCGCCAUGUUCUUCGGUGUCAGCUGUUUCUGCGUGCCUGCUGUUGUGAUCUUUGCUGUUUACUGUAAUGUGUACAAGGUGGCCCGUGUGGCUGCCCGCCAGCAUGGACCCCUGCCCUUGUGGACAAACAAGGGCAGGACUGACUCAAUAAACAGCCAGACGACCAUCAUCACAACCCGCAACGCCCCGCGUAGGAUUAUGCGUGACAGGCCUUUUGGCGGAGGGAAAGCCGCUCUCACUCUGGUGGUUAUUGUUGGCCAGUUUCUCAUCUGCUGGCUGCCUUAUUUCGCCUUUCACUUCCAUCUGACGCUAGACGCAACACCCAGGGUUCCCGACGAUCUGGAGGAAACAGUCACCUGGCUGGCGUACUCCUCCUUUGCUAUUAACCCAUUUUUUUACGGGCUUCUUAACCGGCAGAUCAGGGAGGAACUUUGUAAGCUGAGGCGCUGCUACUCAGCCCGGCCGGUGGAGCUGGCCAUCUCUAGCCACGAGGGCUCAGGCCACGAGAACUUCCUGCAGUUCCUCCACAGGACCAGCUGCACGGUAGAGACACGGGCAAGCUUUGCCACAUCCAGUCCUAGGAGCACUCUGGAUCAAACUGGGCAGACUGGUUUCAAGUUACCAGGACAGAUCCCAGAAGAGUUCAGUUAGAUAUAUACCUCACUGUUGUGCCACAGCAUUAGUAGCCUGCAGGACUAUCACAGCUACAAGAUUUUAAAAAAGUGAUCCACAUGUCUAUUUAAUGACUGUCUACAAUAUGUUUGUAAACUAUAUUUGCAUACAGUAAAAUAUACAGCAUCAAGAAAUGAAUUGAAUUUAUGAAACCUGUUCCUUUUAUCUAAAGAUUACACUCAGAAACAAUACUGGAAUAGAAAGUGACAUAAUUUCUUGAGUUAUUGUUACUGUGUUUGUGGUAAAACUAGUAGCGAUAAAGUUACUAAUCUCAUAAGGAACACUUUGUUUUUACUAGCUACUAAAGCAAAGUUACUUAUCAUUGCUUUGUUAAAAGGUAAUGAACACAAAUAUCACAUACUUGAAUAGUAAAUCAUCUACAGGUAAAUACUAUCUCAGAAAUGUCAUUCAUUUUUCACAAGUUUUCAAGACUACUUGUUUUUAUAUGCGGUAUCAAUAUAGCAGCAAUAUUCUUUGUAUAAGUGAUUCAGUGUUGUCAUGUUGUGUGUGUGUUGCAGGAAUUUGUGUGAACUUUAUUUAUUGUAUAAGAGACACAUCACUUUUUUUGUUCAAAAAUGUAUCAUUUCUUAUUGCUUUAAAUGUGCAA